This is a messenger RNA of Nilaparvata lugens (brown planthopper), 4127 nucleotides long. RefSeq names its product enhancer of split mbeta protein. Gene Ontology annotation, biological process: regulation of transcription by RNA polymerase II; anterior/posterior pattern specification; regulation of neurogenesis. The coding region runs from base 584 to 1165 and encodes 193 amino acids. The transcript has 3 exons. NCBI's taxonomy places the organism in Eukaryota, Metazoa, Arthropoda, Insecta, Hemiptera, Delphacidae. Gene Ontology annotation, molecular function: RNA polymerase II cis-regulatory region sequence-specific DNA binding; protein dimerization activity; DNA-binding transcription factor activity, RNA polymerase II-specific. Gene Ontology annotation, cellular component: nucleus. The record is from RefSeq and is a predicted model, not a curated record.
UAUCGCGAGAAUGACUCACGCCACGGAUACCUAAACUAGUUCCAUCUCACUCUCUCAUUCAUUCUUUCUCUACUUGCUACUGUAUUCGCUCAUUUACUCUUUAAUUUUUCAUGUUCCCUUCUGCCAAGGCUCUCUCUCUUCUUAUUUGGUCCUUGAUUAGGAUAAACUCUUUCUCUCUCACUAUAAUAUGAAUGAACUACCGCUGACUGCUCAUCUUCGGCUCUACUGCUCCUGCAAAGACCGGAAUUUUGGCCACCGCUUAGGGGAGGGGGGCUCCCCCUGCCCUGUGGCGUCCACGUGGUGGGCACGCCCCGCCUGAUCGGUAGGUGUGGAGGAGAGGGGGCACGUCCCUCGCCUUGCUGUGGGAAAACGCCGCGAGCCGGAGUUCCCACGCAACCUGAGCGAGCGCGUUCCUCUACUCUACUCAGCCAUCCCCGUAUAUAUCGCCUGCCCCUCCUCACCCAAAGCUCAGUCGGCCAAGUGACAUUAAGCGCUCAGCAUCGGCCGAGUCAACACGACAUCCUCGAUCUCUCGAUCAUCAUUCUCCUCGAUCUCUCGAUCAUCAUCCUUCUCCUCAACGACGAUGAGACCCGACACCCGCCCCCCGGGCGGCUACAUUGCUGCCGCCGCCUCCACCGACUAUGACGAUCAGCCCAUCUCCCGGACAUACCAGUAUAGAAAGGUGAUGAAGCCAAUGCUGGAACGGAAGCGACGCGCCCGCAUCAACCGCUGCCUGGACGAGCUGAAGGAGCUGAUGGUGUCAGCACUGCAGGCCGAGGGAGAGAACGUCAGCAAGCUGGAGAAGGCUGACAUCCUCGAGCUCACCGUCAGGCACCUGCAUAAGCUGCGCAGGCAUCACGCCCUGGUUGUGCCGGCGGCUGGCUCCGGCUACGCGGACCGCUUUCGGGCCGGCUUCACUCACUGUGCCACCGAAGUGUCGCAGUAUCUGGCGUCAGCCAUGCAGGCACCUGAGCCCGUCAUCGACCCCACGUCGGGGGUGAAGCUGCUGCAGCACCUGGGCACCUGCAUCCGACAGAUCGACACCGAGACUCUCCCGCGCCGCCCUGACGACGAGAGCCUCUACACCACGCCCCCCUCUUCGCCCUCCACACACAUCCUCGCCGCGCACCCGGAGAGCAGCUCGGCCGUGUGGAGGCCCUGGUAGGCACCCAACACACACACAACGCCGCAACCCUGGUGCUAUCUGCCAUUGCGAUACACUUCGUCGUUCCCAGUGCUACCCAGUGCCAAAGGUAUUCUUCAACUUAUCGUUUCAACUCGACUAAUAAUCAAAAACCAACCUCAUGUCUCAUCUACAUUUCUUCACUUAUUCUACGUCAUCCCACACAACAGACAUACAUUCUAUACCGAGUGGAAUAUAUAAAACAUUAUAUUUUUCACAGGUUUUCUUCUAAUGUUCAAAGUUACUGAUUCCGUUGUUAAAUUCACAUUAUAAACUGGAUUUAUUCAGUAAAUGAUGACAAUUAACAAAUAUUUACACUGCAGGAUCUGUUAUGAUAAUAAUUCAUGUUCAUUAUGUAGAAAUAUCAUUUUUAACACAUUGAUUACUGCCUUUGAAAAUCUGCUAUAAUGAUCAAGAAAGUAAUAUGUGAUUUAUCUAUUUCUUGUUGAUUCUUUUACUGUACUUUUCGUUUUUUGUUGAAAAAUCGUUGAAUUUCCGUUUUAAUUCUUAUUCUAUAUCUAUUCAUGUUAGGAACGUCUUGGUUUUUGGCAUUAUUUGAAAAUGAAGAUAGCAUUAAGGGAUUUCAAGUGCCUCACGUUUAUUGCAUAUGAGUACAACCUAGCUUCGUACUUGUGAAGACUGUAAAUAUUUUGUAAAUUUUGUAAGAUUUUACUUGUUAAGGUUCAUUACUUUGUUAAGUAUCAUAGAACGAAAUCCAGAGCUUCCGAAGUAUUUAUUUAUCUUGUUACUUAUUCAGCAUGAAUUUAUUAUUGAGACUUGACUUGAAGUCUUGAAAUAUGUUGAAUUUGAAUGUAUAACCAGAAAAUUAUUCAAUUGUGAUUCUUAAAUAUUUAAGGGAGCUUUUUCCAGUAUGAAUUGAGAGGAUAGUUACUUGUGACUGUUUAGAUGAUUAGUUGCAUCAUAUUGAGUUGGAAACCAGAUUUGAAAUCAUGAAUUUCCUGGCACAUAACUUGAAACAUGCAUGCUUUCUAAAAAUUCAAUGUAGAAAUUCUUGCUAGCAUGAUAAAACUUCUUGAAAAAUUUAAAGUAUUUAGAAUCAGUAGCAGUAGCUCAAUGAGUGAAAGUCAAUAUUAGUAAAACAUUUUUUUACGCAGCAUUACAAGAGAAGUAUAGAAAACAUCCCAACAUGCAUUGAAGCUACCUUAUUUUUUAUUACACUAGAGUACAGAAAAAGUCGCAUUAUAUAAUUCUAAGACAAUCGAUAUUUAGAGUAAUCUUACAUUUAUGUACAGUAAAAAUUAUGUCUGAAAUUUUUUACACAUUUUAAUAGAUUCCAAUCAAUCUUGUAGUUACGGUACUGCUUUGCAUUACCUAACCAAUAAUUGGUGAUAAAGAUAAACUAUAAAUGGAACUUAUUGUGACUUUUUCUAUUACUAGGAUCAAAGAAUCAUUUCGAACUGUUUUGAAGUAGUAACUGUUUUCGAACUGUUUUUCAUGGUCUUCAAGGAAGCCACGAUAUGAAGCAGAUUCAUAAAAUGUGUGCCUUAUGAAAUAAUGUUGAUCCAGUUAAGUUACUUGGUCUUGAAACAUGCAUAAACGAUAGACAUAUUAAAUACUUUAUUGUUCUAUGUUAUUUACAAUGUUAUAAAUAUUAUUGAAUUCUUAUUGAAUCAUACCAAAGUUUGAUGUAUUUCUAGAAAUUAAUACUGAUUAUGCUGUUUAUAUAGUUUAAUGUUCGCUGCUUUUGCUUUUUCUAUUGCAUAUUUUGAGGCUUUUGAAAUUAGUAGUUGCUUUGCUGUUAUGCUUUAUCGCUUUGCUUCAAGCUUAUUGUUUUGUUAGAUUUAUGUUGAGUCUUAUUUUUAAAAUUAGUUAUCCACUAUGUAUACAGAGAAUUCCAGUUCAUUACAUUCGACGUGUCUUCUUAUAAAUUAAGCUACGGUAACUGAAAAAAAACAUAUUAAUCUAUAAGAAGACCUGACUGACAUUGUAUGCACUUUCUCUGAAACUGUCAGGAAUUCCAACUCCUAUAUUUUAUGAUAUGAUCAGGAGAAAAAGAAGUUAUUAUUAUUAGAAGUAUUCAUGAAGUAUUGAUAGCAUUAUUUUGACUAAGCAUUAUGACAACCUAUUAUGCAUUUGAUGAACUGUAGCCUAUUCAUGUACUCGAAUUUUCCAAAUCUCUUAUCAUCAGCCGAAAUAGUUCCUAGGCUGUGGCAAACUUGAAUAUUUUGGUUUACAUUAUAAUGAAUAUUAUGUUCAUAAUACAUGAGAGAAAAGUCUCUUUUUGUACUUAAAAAUAUAUGCUUAUGAAAUAAGCCCAUCUUAUAAGACUAGACUUAUAAGCGGACGUAUUGUUAUUAUAGAAAUUUACCUAUUGAUUAUAUUUAUCUGUUGAUCAACUUUACAACUGUUUGACAAGUAUAUAGAGUCUAUAACUAGAAUAUUUUCAAACUUCAUUUUGCUAGAAGCUUGUUCAGAAAAUACAAAGAUUUUCCAAUAUUUUUCUGUUACUAAACACAUUCUUGGUGUAUCUUCAUGAAUUGGCUAAUAUUGCUGAACCAAACUCUUAUUGAAUAUAUUUUUUUCAAGAAUGUAAACGAAUCAAAGCUUCAUAAGAGUUUAUUCAAUAACUCAAUCAUAUCUUUCACUUUCCAAUACGCAAUCUCUGCACUACAAUUUAAAUGCUUUUAACAAACUUUAUGCUUUUAACAAUUUCAAGAGAGUUAACAAUCUGUACUUCAUGCAUUGCAUAGGUGAUGUAUGAAGCGGAAUAUAAAUUUCUGCUAGUCUGUGAUAGAUGCUACUGUUGAAAGUACCUGACUCUAUUCUGGUUAACAAUUGUGUUUUGUAAAUAUUAUAAGAAAAUUGUCAACUGUUGUACAUGUUUUUCAAUAUUUCCUUGUUGUGUUAUUGUAUGAAAGGACAGGAAUGUCAUUGACUUCUUUGUAUGUUGAGUUGAUGAAUAAAUUAUUUUUUAUUCUUGUAA